Messenger RNA from Poecilia reticulata (guppy), 3103 nucleotides. RefSeq lists its product as uncharacterized. The record is from RefSeq and is a predicted model, not a curated record. Gene Ontology annotation, molecular function: DNA-binding transcription factor activity; RNA polymerase II cis-regulatory region sequence-specific DNA binding. Gene Ontology annotation, biological process: regulation of transcription by RNA polymerase II. Lineage: Eukaryota; Metazoa; Chordata; Actinopteri; Cyprinodontiformes; Poeciliidae.
UAGCCGGAAGUAGCAACGUUAGCCUGACUGGCUAAUCUUGCUACACCCCGAUUAAAAAACAACAAAAAAAACAUCUUAAUGUUUGUGUAAGAACAGGUGUGUGUUGUGUAUUUAAUAUUCUAGUCUUCGCGAUGACGUCACAACUACAUGCUUGCAGUAGCGUAUUUAAGGCUUAAUAAACAAAGUGGAUGAGUGGUUGAUCGACCGUUAGCAACCAUGUAGCUUAAGCAGCUAACAGCAGAAACUUAAUCAGUACUUCUGACCUUGACGCUUUUAAAAGUUUGUGCUUGGAGGCUACAGGACACGUCAGUCUGUACGUCUGAGGCCACCUCUUCUGACCUUGUUGUCCAGCUGGGGACCGAGAGACUGGAGACAGUGACAGAGUGGACACAUAACUACCGAUCAAGAACAUAUGAAGGUUGAAGACAAGGACACUGGAAAGGAGAAGUGAAGAGGAGUGAGGAUGUCUGAGGUGAUGAGAUUGUGUUGGAUAUAGAAUAAAGCCAGAUGUUCACAUGAUGGAAGCUAAAGAAGAGGUUCCCAGUGACUGGAGCAAUAGUUUGAACCAGCAGAACUCAAACACCCCCCACAUAAAGGAGGAAGAGGAGGAACUAAGGAUCUGUCUGAAGGAAGAGCAGCUUACUGUGAAAAGUGAAGAUGAAGAGAAACAAGUCAAUGAGCAGAUCAAAACUGAAGAAGAAAGUAAGACAGAUGGUGCAACCAGCAGUACAGCAGAGAAGAGAAAAUCAGACCUUGAUGGAGAGCACUGUGGAGGACCAGAACCAGACAGGAACCCAAAUCCAGCAUGCUUUUCUCAACAAAGUGAGAUGACAAUUCACAAAACGGGCCAAAGUUCUCAAUUGUGCUCUAAACCUGCUGCUCAGAGUGGAGUUCAAUCAGGAGAAAAGCCCUUUAGUUGCAGUAUUUGCGGCAAAAGUUUCAAAAAUAAGAAAUGCGUUAGACUGCACAUGAUGGUCCAUGUACAAUGCAAGAACCAUAGAUGUGACCUUUGUGGAAAAUGUUUUAAAAAAAACAGUAGCCUUCAGGAACACAUUAGAGUCCACACUGGAGAGAAACCAUUUGCCUGUGAUGACUGUGGUAGAAGGUUCCACGCAAAAACAAUUCUUAGAGAUCACCUAAAGGUUCAUUCGGGAGAAAAACCUUUUUCCUGUGACAUCUGCGGUGCAAGAUUUAAAAGAAAUGUCUGCCUUACGAAGCACUCGAAGAUCCACGCUGCAGAGAGACCGUUUGUCUGUGGCCUUUGCAGUAAAGAGUUUGUACACGAAAAUAAUUUCACGAGACACAUGCGCGUUCACACAGGAGAGAAACCGUUCAUUUGUGGCUUUUGUAGUAAAGGAUUUCCGCUACAAACUCGUCUUAACAGUCACAUGCGCGUUCACACAGGAGAGAGACCCUACAGUUGCAGCGUAUGCAGUAGAGCAUUUUCAUUUCAAGAGACCCUAAAGCGACACAUGUCUGUCCAUACCGGAGAGAAACCAUACACCUGCAGUGUUUGCAGUAGAAGUUUUUCACAUAGUGAUACUCUAAAAACCCACAUGCGUGUUCACACUGGUGAGAAGCCAUUUGUUUGUAGUGUUUGUAGUAGGGGAUUUUCACAACAGAGAUACCUUAAUGGACACAUGAGUGUUCACUCGAUAUAGAGGCUGUUAAAUUUCAGUGUUUGUAGUUGAGGAUUUUCACGACAAGCAGGUCUAAGAAAUUGAUAAUUGUAUUUUAAGGUCUUGGAAAGAGACACAGAUCAAGCAGAUCUCCACUCAACAGAGACGUUUCUACCAGCAGAUUUUACUAAAAGCUCCUUCAGCUUUUUUUAUUUUUAUUUCCAGUUGGAAAGAGAGGAAUGAAGUUAUAAUUCCAACUAGGAAAGUUGGAGCUCGCCAGGCAACUCCAUGUUUUCCAUCAGUCAUACGCAUAUGUGUAGAAUCUAGUGAAAGUUGUUAUAAUAGACUAUCACUUAACAAUGUGUCUCAUUUAAUCGGCGGUAUUCGCAGAUCUGCAAAAUAUUUACCUAACAUGUUUUUGUCUGUUUCAGUGUAUUAAAAUAUGGAGAGAGAUAUAUUCUAACCUCCUUGUCCUUUUAAUCGGCACCAAUACAAAUGGCAAAUCUCAGUUUUCCAGCUUUUUUUUCUUUUUUUCCUGAGUAUAUCUUAGCUUUAUUUGCUUCUUAUCUGACUGCAGUUGUGUUGGUGUUUUUGCACACAUUAGAAAUGUUAGUGCUGUGAUUCUGUAGUGCAACAGUAUCAGAAGGAAAUGUUUGCGAUGUACACAUUUCCAAGAAGAACAGUCCUACGUUGUUGCAACUUUUACAUAUUUUAGAUAUCUUCCCAAUGAGGCAAAGAGCUGCAGUUGUAAAAGUAACUUUUUGUUAAGGUUACUUAACAGGCCUCCCGACUUGUGGCAAAAAUAUUAAUUAACUCAAAACGGGGCACGCGAGAACACAGCUGCACUCAUCUGUGGUGGCACUUAAAUGAUCUUAGGGGCAACCUGGUGAUGUAAAUAUCUAAUAGAAAACAUUAUAUGAUGUACAUCUAAAAAAUAUAUAUGUUGUAGUUAACUCUAAGAAGGAUUUGUGCAAUAUUUUACAUUUCCACCAGGCAAAAAGCAUUUGAUCUUUGUUGUUUCAAAGCAAAGUAGGUAAGAUUAUCUGCAAUUGUUAUGCUGCCUAAUAAUUCCUCAAAAACCCUAAACUCCUUUUUUUUUUUUUAAAGAUAAACCCAAACCGUACAAAACGGUGUGAGAGAAAGAUCAGGAUUACAAAACUGAUUAAACCUACUGACGGACACUAUUUUUUCCAAUUCUGUAUAACAGUCUACUCCCAGCAGACCCAGUUAAGUGCUUUAUGUUCUUGUUUAUGGUAUUUUUUUUCUAUAUUCCUGUAAACUGUAUAUUUUUGCACAGUUUCAAUUAUCUUAAUACACUCAUGCAUUUUGUAGAGCCAGCACUUUUCCCCCCCCACAAAUAUGUACUUUUUCUUUUUAACACUAAUAUAUAUUCUCAACUUUUAAAUUAUUUCUGUGUUAAUUCCUAUGCACCUCUGUGUGAUCCUCUGUGAAUUUCAACAUUAAUAAAUGGUCAUUUUAUUGUU